Molecule: messenger RNA, 1014 nt
Organism: Dentiscutata heterogama
Lineage: Eukaryota; Fungi; Glomeromycota; Glomeromycetes; Diversisporales; Gigasporaceae
Source: the annotation of a GenBank genome assembly
AUGGAUGAAUCAUCUCAUUCACAAGACGUGCGCCCAUCUAAAAAAGAUGAGCGUUCAUUUAAAGUUGAUGAGCAUUUGUUUAAGAAAAACAAACACUUAUCGGAAAAAGACGAACAUCUGACUAAAAAAGAUAAGUAUUCGUCUGAAAAUGGACUUAAAAAAGAAGAGCAUCAAAUUAAAAAAAGACUUAAAAAAAGAGUGCAACAACAUAAAAAAAACAUAUUUUCAUUUAACGUUCGUAAAAUGAAUAAAUCUGAAAUUAUGAAAUGGAUUGAAUUCUGUAGAAAUUCCAAUAAAAGCAGAACCCCUUCUGCUUUUUUACUCUUUAAGAGUACAAAUAAGCUUGGUCCAAAAGACGCCAGCGAUACAUAUAAUUAUUUAUCGGAUAAUGUUAAAUCUGACUAUGAUCGUUGUGCAGAAAUUAUUAAGAAAAGCACUUAUGAACCCGAGACAGCCUAUAAGAUGCUCGAAUUUCCGCUAUGUUUUUUCAAUUAUGAUUCUAAAUUUUUUAAAUCGAAUGCUCAAAAUUGUUUAGCUACGUCAAAUUUCAAUAACAAUUUUGAAGAGAAUUUAUCUCAUCAUUCUUUCUCGGUCGAGCAAGCACCAAAUGGAGAAUUGAUUCAAGACAUUUUCUCUGUUCAUGUUAUCAACAAUAUGUUUGCGGAUCAAAACACAGACAUGUCUCUUCUUAAUGAUGGUAAUAUUGUCGAAGAGAAAAGGUCAUCUUUGCAAUUACUUUAUCAGUCUCAUGGCGAGCAAAUACAACAGCCAGAAUCCCAGGACAUGGAUAUGCCUCAAUAUCUUGACGUACCAUCUUUUAAUUGUGGCAACAUUGCUAAAGAGCAAAUACCCCCCUUGCCAUUGCAAUACAUAGAAUCAGAUCAUAUUUUAAAUAGCAUGCCUUUUAUGACUCAAGAUAUGGAUACUUUUAAUUAUAUUAGUGCUGGUGAACAACAACUAUAUAUGACUUCUAUUCCUAAAAUUCGUUAUGAUACGUUCCAAAAGUUCCAUUAA